Molecule: messenger RNA, 1815 nt
Organism: Aricia agestis (brown argus)
Lineage: Eukaryota; Metazoa; Arthropoda; Insecta; Lepidoptera; Lycaenidae
Gene: Y-b
Product: protein yellow-like
Exons: 1
Coding region: 83-1414 (443 amino acids)
Cellular component (GO): extracellular region
Source: RefSeq, a predicted model, not a curated record
UGUUAAGACUUAACAUACGGUGAAGCCCGCGGCGCCGGCCACCUCAGUCGUAUCGCGCGCGCCGUCCGAGAUACACGUCAACAUGAAACCUCUAGUCCUCGCCCUCCUCGUCGCUCUCGCGGCGGCCCAGGACGCCAAACCGCGCCGCGAACAGUUCCGAGUUAUAUACGAGUGGAACGUGAUCGACUUCGAGUGGGAAUCCCCCGGCGAUCGGGAGGCGGCCGUCAACGGCAGCCGCUACAUCCCCAAAAAUGUGCUCAUCUCGGGCAUCAACUACUACGGCGAAAAUAUUUACCUGACGCUCCCGAGGCUGCUCGACGGCGUGCCGGUCACGCUGGCGACCAUCCCCGCCUUCCAGAACCAGACCACGGCGCCCAAGCUGCGGCCGUUCCCCAGCUGGGAGGACAACGCCAUCGGCGACUGCGAGGCGCUGCAGUUCGUCCAGAACGUCGAAAUCGACCGCAACGGCCUCAUGUGGAUCCUGGACAACGGCCGCGUCGGGACCCUCACGCAGAACCCCACCGCCAAGUGCCCCCCCUCGAUCGUCCUAGUGGACCUUAAGGCUGGCAGCACAAAAAUGGAAAGGAUUCCGCUGCCGGCGGAAACCGCGAAUCCUAGCAGCUCCUACCUGAACGACCUGGUGGUGGACAACCGCGCGGACGGCGACUACGCCUACAUUACCGACAACAGCGUCGUCGACCCCGGCAUAAUCGUGUUCAGGCGGAGCGACAAAAAGUCCUGGAAGCUGCGCGACAAGAAAUCGAUGACGGCCACCGAGGAGGCCGCGCUGUUCCGCAUCAACGGCACUACUGUGAAACUACCCGUGAGCCUGGACGGCAUCGCGCUCGGCCCGCAGUUCUUGGUGGAAGGUGAUCAGAUAGAGCGGACGGUGUACUACUGCCCCCUCGCGAGCUACCACCUAUUCGCCGUCAACGCUUCCGUCCUCCGCAACGAGACUUUAGCUGAGAAGGGGGAGGGCGCGCUCAGACCCUACGUCGUCGACCUCGGGACGAAGCCCUCGCAGACCGACGGCAUGAAGAUGGACGCCGCCGGCUCACUGUUCUUCGGUCUGAUAGGCAACUCGACCAUCGCGGAAUGGAAUACUACGCUUGCCUUCGAUGUGGGUCAACGCACGAUCGCGCGCGACCAGAAUUACAUACAGUGGGUGGAUCGUUUCACUUUCGACGACCGCGGCAACCUGUACGUGGUCAUCAACCGGCUGUUUAAUUUCAUCAAGAACCAGGUGACGACGGACGAGGUCAACUACAGGAUACUGAGAUCGCACACGGGGUCCAGGAGCUACGUGUACUCGGAGAUCGCGGCGCCGACGGAGCCUCCGGCUCAGGGCGCCGCCCCCGCGCACACCCUCGCGGCCUCGCUACUCCUUGUGGCCUUCGCCCAUAUUCUCGCCUAGAAUAAGUCCAGUGCAUAGCACUAAUGCGUCAAACGAUGCGUUCCAUUACCAAAUAUAAUGUUACCUGGAAACAUUCCUGUCAGUGAUAUACCGCGAUGUAGAUAGCUUUUAUUUUAUAUUUAGACGUAUCUGUGGUCGAUUGUGAAGACGAUCCGUGUCGUCGUAGAAUUCAAAUGUCGAGGACGCGCCGGCAAAUUCCGAGAGUAAACAAACAUAAUAUUUUUGUAACGAAAACGAGAUGCGCACUAUUUAAAUUGCAUUAAGGACGGCCAAUAUUUAAAUAAGUCUUUUAGGUGAUAAGUUACUUCUCAUAUAGUGUAAGUUAUUGACGAACUAAUAUAUUAUAAUGUAUGUACAUAUCAUGUGAGCGAGGGUGACGAUAAUAAACGUGUUUAUCACAU